This is a messenger RNA of Phalaenopsis equestris, 4181 nucleotides long. Its product is annotated as probable cellulose synthase A catalytic subunit 3 [UDP-forming]. Gene Ontology annotation, cellular component: plasma membrane; trans-Golgi network. Lineage: Eukaryota; Viridiplantae; Streptophyta; Magnoliopsida; Asparagales; Orchidaceae. Gene Ontology annotation, molecular function: cellulose synthase (UDP-forming) activity. The coding region runs from base 287 to 3559 and encodes 1090 amino acids. The transcript has 14 exons. Gene Ontology annotation, biological process: plant-type primary cell wall biogenesis; cellulose biosynthetic process. The record is from RefSeq and is a predicted model, not a curated record.
GGCAGCAAGCAAGGAAUAAGAAGAGGAGGGUGAGGGGAGGGUACAGGACCUCCUGCCUUAUCACCGAGGGCUUUUCCCCAGCGCCGCUUAUCUGACUCUCUCAGAUGGGGAAGCUCCAAGACAUGAUCAAGUUUUAGCUUUGAUCAACCAUUAGGGAUUUGCAUUCUUUAUCAAAUCGUCGAAAAAUCGGAUUUUUUUGGAGCUAGGUUUCAGUGGUAAUCUGUAGAUCCGGGAGAAGUUCCUUUUUCGAGUGAUAUUAUCGACGAAAUAUCUCAAGGAGAAGAAGAUGGAGGCCAGUGCAGGUCUCGUCGCCGGUUCUCACAAUAGAAAUGAGCUUGUCGUAAUCCGCCGCGAGGGGGAGCCAGGACCGAAGCCUUUGCAGCAGUUGAGUGGUCAGAUCUGCCAGAUUUGCGGGGACGAUGUCGGGCUUACCGUCGAUGGGGAGCUCUUUGUGGCCUGCAAUGAGUGCGCUUUCCCGAUUUGCCGCACUUGCUAUGAGUAUGAGCGCAGGGAAGGUAACCAGGUGUGUCCUCAGUGCAAAACCAGGUUCAAACGUCUCAAGGGUUGUGCUCGAGUUGCUGGAGACGAGGAAGAAGAUGGCGUGGAUGAUCUUGAGAAUGAGUUCAAUUUUGUGGGAAGGAAUAGGGAGGACGGGCAGUAUAUUGCUGAGUCAAUGCUGCAGGGACACAUGAGCUAUGGCCGAGGAGAUUCGGAAUUUCCUCAAGUUUUUCAUACAAUGCCUAUGGUUCCUUUGCUCACCAAUGGCCAAAUGGUUGAUGAUAUCCCUCCUGAACAGCACGCUCUUGUUCCUUCCUUCAUGGGUGGUGGAGGGAAGAGGAUCCAUCCUCUCCCAUUUUCAGAUCUCAAUCUUCCUGUGCAACCAAGAUCCAUGGAUCCUUCCAAGGACCUCGCUGCUUAUGGUUAUGGAAGUGUAGCUUGGAAGGAGAGAAUGGAGAAUUGGAAGCAGAAACAAGAGAAACUGCAUCCGUCUCGAAAUGAAAAUGGCGGCAAGGAUUGGGAUAAUGAUGGUGAUGGGCCAGAUUUGCCAUUAAUGGAUGAAGCUAGACAACCACUAUCGAGGAAGCUUCCUAUUUCUUCUAGCCAAAUCAACCCAUACCGAAUGAUCAUCAUAAUUCGGCUAGUAAUUGUUGGAUUUUUCUUUCAUUACCGGGUUACUCAUCCUGUGCCUGACGCAUAUGCUUUGUGGCUCAUAUCUGUAAUAUGUGAAAUUUGGUUUGCUGUUUCAUGGAUUCUUGAUCAAUUCCCAAAAUGGCUUCCAAUUGAGAGGGAGACCUACCUUGACAGAUUGUCAUUAAGGUAUGAGAAAGAGGGUCAACCUUCUCAACUAGCUCCAAUCGACAUUUUUGUCAGCACUGUUGAUCCUAUGAAGGAACCUCCUUUGGUUACAGCAAACACGGUCCUUUCUAUCCUUGCGGUGGAUUACCCGGUUGACAAAGUUUCGUGCUAUGUUUCUGAUGAUGGUGCGGCGAUGCUUACAUUCGAAGCAUUAUCAGAGACGUCUGAGUUUGCAAAAAAAUGGGUUCCAUUUUGCAAAAAGUUUAAUAUUGAGCCGAGGGCACCAGAAUGGUAUUUCCAACAAAAGAUUGAUUAUUUGAAGGAUAAAGUCUUGCCAUCAUUUGUAAAGGAGAGGAGAGCAAUGAAGAGGGAGUACGAGGAAUUUAAAGUCCGGAUCAAUGCUUUGGUUGCCAAAGCGCAAAAGGUUCCCGAGGAGGGUUGGACGAUGCAGGAUGGUACUCCAUGGCCUGGAAAUAAUAUUCGUGAUCACCCUGGAAUGAUUCAGGUUUUUCUGGGCCAAAGUGGCGGCCAUGACAUGGAUGGAAAUGAGCUACCGCGUUUGGUUUAUGUUUCAAGAGAGAAGAGGCCUGGAUUCACUCAUCACAAGAAGGCUGGUGCUAUGAAUGCUUUGGUUAGAGUAUCUGCUGUCCUUACAAAUGCUCCAUAUUUGUUGAACUUGGAUUGUGACCACUACUUCAACAAUAGCAAAGCAAUAAGAGAAGCAAUGUGCUUUAUGAUGGAUCCGCUGGUUGGAAAGAGAGUGUGCUAUGUACAAUUUCCCCAGAGGUUUGAUGGCAUUGAUCGGCACGAUCGAUAUGCUAAUCGGAACAUCGUGUUCUUUGAUAUCAACAUGAAAGGUCUUGAUGGGAUUCAAGGGCCAAUUUAUGUUGGAACUGGCUGCGUGUUCCGGAGGCAAGCACUAUAUGGUUUUGAUGUCCCCAAAGUAAAGAAGCCACCCACAAGGACUUGCAACUGUUUGCCAAAGUGGUGCUGCUGUUGCUGCUGCUGUUCCGGGAGGACAAAGAAGAAGAAGAAUGUCAAAACAAAGCAUGAAAAGAAUGUAAAAAAUUUAAGGAGACUAGAUAAUGGAGCACCCGUUUUUGCUUUGGAGGGUAUAGAAGAGGGCAUUGAAGGAGUUGAGAGCGAAAAAUCAACCAAUAUGACAGGGAAGUUAGAGAAGAAGUUUGGCCAAUCUCCGGUUUUUGUUGCUUCUACUCUAUUAGAGAAUGGAGGAACACUGAAAAAUGCUUCUCCAGCAUCUUUGUUAAAGGAAGCCAUUCAUGUUAUUAGUUGUGGAUAUGAAGACAAAUCAGACUGGGGAAAAGAGGUUGGUUGGAUCUAUGGUUCUGUCACAGAAGAUAUCUUGACAGGAUUUAAGAUGCAUUGUCAUGGCUGGCGCUCAAUCUAUUGCAUACCUUCCAGGCCCGCCUUUAAAGGAUCUGCGCCUCUCAAUCUCUCUGAUCGUCUACACCAAGUGCUGAGAUGGGCUCUUGGUUCCGUAGAAAUUUUCUUGAGCAGACAUUGUCCAUUAUGGUACGGAUAUGGUGGAGGGCUCAAAUGGCUCGAGCGGUUUUCGUACAUAAAUGCCACUGUUUAUCCAUUUACAUCCAUUCCUCUUCUUGCUUACUGCUCCUUGCCUGCUGUGUGCUUGCUUACUGGGAAAUUUAUCACUCCAGAGCUGAACAAUGUAGCCAGCUUAUGGUUUAUCUCUCUCUUCAUCAGCAUUUUCGCAACGAGCAUUCUUGAGAUGAGAUGGAGUGGCAUAGGCAUGGCGGAUUGGUGGAGAAACGAGCAGUUUUGGGUCAUUGGGGGCGUUUCCUCUCAUUUAUUUGCAGUGUUUCAGGGUCUUCUUAAGGUUCUAGCUGGUAUAGAUACGAACUUCACCGUGACAUCAAAAGCUGGGGACGACGAGGACUUCUCGGAGCUCUACACAUUCAAGUGGACCACACUCCUGAUCCCUCCGACGACAUUGCUCGUGAUAAACAUGAUUGGUGUGGUUGCCGGGGUCUCCAAUGCCAUCAACAAUGGAUACGAGUCUUGGGGACCUCUAUUUGGCCGCCUUUUCUUCGCAUUCUGGGUGAUCGUACAUCUCUAUCCCUUCCUGAAAGGUCUAGUCGGCCGGCAGAACAGAACGCCGACCAUCAUCAUCGUGUGGUCCAUUCUCCUGGCUUCGAUCUUUUCGCUCCUUUGGGUGAGGAUUGAUCCGUUCCUGCCCAAAUCCGAUGGCCCGGUUCUAGAGGAGUGUGGGUUAGACUGCAACUGAGCUGAAAACUGUGAUGAAAUUAUUGUGUUAAUGUGUAGAUAGAAAACACGGGCAAUGUUGCAAUUUUUGUCUUUAGUCUUUGUUCUUUAAGGGCGAGUCCGACUCAUUGAUCUGGUUAACCGGAACUAGCGAGCGGGCUCACCCGUUUCUGUGUAGUUUUGUUUGCUGGGAGUUAGGUGGCUAUCGGUGGCGGUGCUUCGUUUGAUUCUUUAUUAGUUUGGAGGAGACAUGAGAGAACUAAAUGAGGUGGUCGGCAUGAUUCAUGUACUACCGCAGUUGAUCAUCUCUGCAUUAAAUUCUUUGAAAUAAAGGCAGCAGGACCUAAUAGGAGCUGCUAUAUUUAUUCACCUGGACAUAUAUAUAGUGCUGAGGUCUUGAAUGCCUAUUGUUGAUUUUAGUCCCACUUAGUGAUGCGUCGAUAAGCAGCAACUUUUGUGUGUUAAAAAGUAGAAAAAAAAAAAAAUGGAGGAGUUGGUGGGAGGAGGAGAGUUUUGAUGGGGAGAAGAGAAAGCGAUGUAGGCCUUCUAUCUUGUCUUCCUCCACUGUAAUAAUAGUGCUGCUGUUUUGUAUUUGUUUCAGAAAGUAAACUCUGCUACUACUUGUAUCAUGCUUAUUAUGUUCA